Molecule: messenger RNA, 1326 nt
Organism: Ambispora leptoticha
Lineage: Eukaryota; Fungi; Glomeromycota; Glomeromycetes; Archaeosporales; Ambisporaceae
Source: the annotation of a GenBank genome assembly
AUGCCCAGACCAAGGAAAAGAAUAUUGAUUCCCUUGAGUGGGCCUGAAGAAGAAAAAGCACCUUCAACACCUCGAAAUAAAAGAAACUCCUCACUUAUGAAAGUAAAAACACCUCCAAAAAAAAAACGUGCAGUAGAAUUGGAGAGUCCUUUGGAGCGUGCAAGAAAGCUCUUGCACGUCUCUGCGGUUCCCGAGUCUCUUCCUUGCAGAGAAAGUGAAACUUCUCAAAUCCUAAGUUAUGUUCAAGAAGCCAUUAAAGAAAAAAAUGGCACAUGCAUUUACAUUUCAGGCACUCCAGGAACUGGUAAAACUGCGUCUGUACGAGAAAUCAUCAAGGUUUUGCAGGCUAAAGUCGACACCAAGGAUCUUAAUAGAUUUAAAUAUACUGAGAUCAAUGCGUUGAAAUUAUCUGAUCCUUUAAAAACAUACUGCGCUCUAUGGGAAUCAUUAUCUGGUGAAAAAGUGUCCUCAAAUCACGCCAAUUCUUUAUUGGAAGAAUAUUUUAAAAGUUCUGCUUCGAAGAGUGAUCCAUGGGUGGUGUUUAUAGAUGAGCUUGACAUGCUCGCGGCUAAUCAGUCAUUAAUGUAUAAUUUAUUCAAUUGGCCAAAUGUUCCAAAUUCUCGGUUAAUUCUAAUAGCUGUGGCAAAUACCAUGGAUUUGCCGGAAAGAAUGACACAUAAAAAAAUUUCUAGUCGAAUUGGUCUUACACGAAUCAAUUUUACCGCAUAUAAUCAUCAACAACUCAUAAAGAUUUUAGAGUCGCGACUUGAAGGUAUCGAAACAUUCGAAAAAGAUGCGAUAGAAUUUGCCGCUAGAAAAGUGAGCGCCUUCUCUGGAGAUGCAAGGCGAGCUUUGGAUAUAUGCCGACGCGCCGUCGAAAUUUUAGAGUCGAGCCUCUGUAAAACUAGUGAUAACGAUGUCCCAAACUCGAGCACACCCAAAAAAAAAGUAACGAUUGCUAUUAUCGAUAAAGCAGUCAAGGAGAUGUUAAAUUCUCCAAGUGUCACCUUUGUUCGGCGUGCAUCGUUGCAUCAAAAGCUCUUCCUUUGGUCAAUCGUGGAAACCCAACGACGGAAAGGUGCAGAUGAAACAGAAUUCCGAGAGGUGGCACAACACCAUGAAACCUUGUGUAUGAUUCAUAACAUUGAAAAGCCCUCCUAUUCUGAUCUCUCCGCUGUUUGUUCUUUUCUUUGUAAUUGUGCUGCUAUCUUUGCACAAGAUGGACGGCGCGAUAUAUAUCGACGUAUACGUUUGAACUGUGUCUCUGAAGAUGAUAUUAUCUUGGCGUUGAAACAAGAAAGAAUCUUUAAAAGUAUAGUUAAAUGA